Balearica regulorum gibbericeps (East African grey crowned-crane) is the source of this 1049-nucleotide messenger RNA. Lineage: Eukaryota; Metazoa; Chordata; Aves; Gruiformes; Gruidae. The record is from RefSeq and is a predicted model, not a curated record.
AACACUUUCAGCCACAGCAAAUCGUCAAGUCAUUAGUGCCUUCGUGGAACACGCUGGUUUUCUUUGAAGUGUCUCCAGUCUCUUUCCACCAGGUGUCGGAAGUUCUGUCUCGGGAGAAGUGCCGCUUGUCAGUGAGCGGCUGGUUUCACGGUCCAUCAAUAGUCAGACCUGCACGCUACCAUGACUCUCCCUUGCCCAGGAGCCCACACAUUCCCUGCGAUCAUGAAAUCUUGUAUGAGUGGAUCAAUCUAGUUUAUUUGGACAUGGAUUCCCAAGCUCAAAUCCAGGAGGAAUUUGAGGAGCGAUCAGAAAUUCUCCUGAAAGAUUUUCUCAAGAAAGAGAAAUACCAACUACUGUGUGAAGCUCUGGAGAGCAAAGCCAUCCAGUGGAGUAGCCGGGGGCCUGCCAAUAAGAGGCUCUAUGAGACAGCGGAGGAAGACAGCCUCCCUGACGUCCUGAAGAAGUUCCUGCAUUUCUUACGCUCUGAGGCCUUGUUUUUACUGCUGUCCAACUUCACUGGCCUGAAGCUGCACUUCCUGGCUCCCUCUGAUGAGGAUGAAGAUGCUGGGGAAGGAAGAGCAGAUGACACUGCUGGGCACAGUGGUCCCAAACCUGAGCAGGAAGAGGCCGAACAACACGCUGAGAGCAGUCCCCAUCAGCCAGACCAGCCUGACAACAUCCCUGAAGCACAAGACAGCGAGAAGCAGAAUGGUACCCCUGUGUGCGCAGGGGAGCUGAGGCGCUGGACCCACAGGCACUACACUCUGGUCCACGACACUCAGGCAACCGAAUUUGCCCUCGACCUGCUCUUCUUCUGCGGCUGCGAGGACUGGGAUCCAGAAUAUGGUGGCUUUACUUCCUACAUCGCUAAAGGUGAAGACGAGGAGCUGUUGACAGUGAAUCCAGAGGACAACUGCUUGGCCUUAGUUUAUAGGGACAAAGAAACCAUGAAGUUUGUGAAAUACAUCAAUCACCAUAGCUUGGCACGCCUGAAAAAGCAUCCAAACAGAACAGGAUUUUGGGAUUUUUCCUUUGUCUAUUACGAGUGA